CCUUCCCGGAGCGGAACAAAACGGCGCGCGCGCGCGCGGUGGGGUGCACGCAGCCCCGGCUUCCCGAGCGCCCGCCGUCGCUCCGCCGCCGCCAGAAUGCCAAACUGGGGAGGAGGCAAGAAAUGUGGGGUGUGCCAGAAGACCGUCUACUUUGCUGAGGAGGUCCAGUGUGAAGGCAACAGCUUCCAUAAAUCCUGCUUCCUGUGCAUGGUCUGUAAGAAGAAUCUGGACAGCACCACUGUGGCCGUGCACGGGGAGGAGAUCUACUGCAAGUCCUGCUAUGGCAAGAAGUAUGGGCCAAAAGGCUAUGGCUAUGGGCAGGGCGCAGGCACCCUGAGCACAGACAAGGGGGAGUCGCUGGGCAUCAAGCAUGAGGAAGCACCUGGCCACAGGCCCACCACCAACCCCAAUGCAUCCAAGUUCGCCCAGAAGAUCGGCGGCUCCGAGCGCUGCCCGCGGUGUAGCCAGGCGGUCUAUGCAGCAGAGAAGGUGAUUGGUGCCGGGAAGUCCUGGCAUAAAUCCUGCUUCCGGUGUGCCAAGUGUGGGAAAGGCCUGGAGUCCACCACCCUGGCAGACAAGGAUGGCGAGAUCUAUUGCAAAGGAUGCUAUGCUAAAAACUUUGGACCCAAAGGCUUCGGCUUCGGACAGGGAGCUGGAGCCUUGGUCCACUCAGAGUGAAGCCGCCAUUGCCCGCUGCACCGUCCACUCCUGUGCUUCUCAUUGUCACCCCCCUGCAGCAGCCUCGGCGCCCCCCAGGACCUCGCUCACUCAGCCCUGCCACACAUCACUAAUGACUUGAACUUGGGCAUCUGGCUCCCUUUGGUUUAGGGGGGUCUGGCCUGAGCUCCCACCUCACUAAGGAGUUCCCCUGCCUGUCCUCUGAUACUACCACCAGUAGGAGACACCUGUCUUUUUAGUCUAAGUGGGACCAGACCCCCCUCUCCCUACACUUCACCCCACAGCCCUCUGCUUUUGGCCUCUUAAGCUCAAUGUCCGACAGCAACCAGCCAGGGCACCUGGGCCACAUCUUGAAGUCUAAAGGAGGAGCAGCAGCUAUAGGCCAAGAGGAAGCAGACCCAGAAAGAGGCAGGGAAAGGCGGUGGCUUACUGGACCGUAGGGGUUCUCCUGUGGUAGAGGAUAGGCUGCUGGUGUCUCUCAGAAGAAGUCUGAGGAGUCCCAGUCGAGUAGUCACUGUGGAAGGCUGAGAUGUGUACAGGCAUGGCCCUAACCCUUGGAGAGGAUCCCCUUGCUUCUCUGGCCUGAGUCUGUGGAACUGGUGGACUCCCAUUUAGGACUGGAGGAUCCAUUCUCAGGAGGUCGUCUGACCCCCUUCUGCAUCUAGUUCCUGGUUUGGAGAAUCAGAGUGACAUACUUCCAACACACAUUUGAGUUUCUUAGUGGUCCAACUCUUAGGGGAGUUGGCACUGGCCCUAACUAUGGGUCCUGAGGCUGCAGUGGGCAGCUCCUCCCUGCUCCCAGCCCAGCCCAGCCUGGAUGUGGAGGGAGGCAGACAGCCUCAGCCUUCUUUCAACAUUCCUUCUCUCUGUGCCCACUCCUUACACCUCCCCUUGUACCUCCACCCCUGGGCACCUUUGCUGGCCCUAUAGCUCCAUUUGUUCCAAGCCUGCAGGUCAGGAGCAGCAGGCUGAGAGGGAGGGGCAGCGUCCACUGACAGGACGCUGUCUGUAGCUGCAGAAGCAGGCUGCGUUCAAGCUGAUUUCCCAUCUGGUCAAUAAAGCUGUUUAGAACAGAA
This is a messenger RNA of Dipodomys spectabilis (banner-tailed kangaroo rat), 1754 nucleotides long. RefSeq names its product cysteine and glycine rich protein 1 (gene Csrp1). Lineage: Eukaryota; Metazoa; Chordata; Mammalia; Rodentia; Heteromyidae. Gene Ontology annotation, biological process: sarcomere organization; muscle tissue development. Gene Ontology annotation, cellular component: cytoplasm; Z disc; nucleus. The coding region runs from base 97 to 678 and encodes 193 amino acids. The transcript is spliced from 6 exons. Gene Ontology annotation, molecular function: structural constituent of muscle; actinin binding. The record is from RefSeq and is a predicted model, not a curated record.